Uranotaenia lowii is the source of this 2041-nucleotide messenger RNA. RefSeq names its product leucine-rich repeats and immunoglobulin-like domains protein 1. Bases 87 to 1709 code for a protein of 540 amino acids. The transcript has a single exon. Gene Ontology annotation, molecular function: protein binding. The record is from RefSeq and is a predicted model, not a curated record. Lineage: Eukaryota; Metazoa; Arthropoda; Insecta; Diptera; Culicidae.
AGUUGAGAUCUGCAUUUCAGAGAAGAAAGUUUUUAAUUUGGAAAACUUUUUCCAAGUGACAAACCAAGAAAAAUCCAAAAGAAACAAUGAACCAAGUGAUUUUGUGUGUGUUGGUGGCCGUUUUGGCGCCACAAGUUUUGACAGUGUCGUUCUGCCCGAAUAAGUGCGUUUGUGACGAUGUUAAGCUGCACGUGACUUGCAGCGAGGGUGAACUGGAUGUGUUGCCGAUCGCGUUGAAUCCCGCCAUCCAGCGGCUGGUGAUCAAGUUCAAUCGGAUUAAGGCGAUCGAUUCGUCGAUCCAGUUCUACACGGAUCUGACGAUGUUGGAUCUAAGCUACAAUCAUUUGUUGGGAGUUCCGGAGCGGAUUUUCCUUUAUCAGAAGCGCUUGCUUCAGUUACAUUUGAACAACAACAAAAUUGGAUCGAUCAACAACAAGACCUUCCAUGGGUUGGAAGAGCUGCGUGUCUUGAAUCUGCGGGGAAACUUCCUGAACGAACUGACCUUUGGAAUGUUCAAGUCGCUUCCUAAGUUGGAGGAACUUAAUUUGGCUGGAAACCGCAUCGAGAAUUUACAUCCGGAAACUUUCGAAGGAAUGACCAGCUUGAGGAUCUUGUAUUUGAACGAUAACUCGAUCAAUGUAAUACCGACUCCAUCUUUCCGGCCGCUGAAGAUGUUGGCGGAACUUUUCCUGGGAACGAAUGCCUUGAACCAGAUUCAACCGGGAGCUUUCGAAGGACUUAGUCAGCUGCGUCGUCUGGAUGUUCGAGGAUCGAUGCUAACGAAUGUAACCUUUGAUACCUUUCGUGGGCUGGAGAGUAUUCGUUCGUUAGACAUUUCGGAUAAUCAUCUGCUGAAGGUUCCCACGGUUCAGCUGAGCGGGCUGAAGCGUUUGGAGGAGCUGAAAAUCGGUCAGAAUGAUUUUGAGAUUAUCCCGGAAGGCGCAUUCUUCGGAUUGUCCAACUUGAGGAAGAUCGAUAUCUCUGGAGCUUUGAAUUUACGCCGCAUUCAAGCUGGAGCUUUCUCUGCCAACACCAAUCUGGAAACGAUCGUGAUCACUUCCAACAAAAUUUUGUCCGACAUCGAAGAAGGUGCUUUCUCCGGACUGCCUCAUGUGGAGAAUGUUGUGUUGCGAGAUAAUGCCAUUCGAAGUGUCCGCGAAGAACUUUUACCGUGGAAGCAGCUGAAAAGCUUUGAUCUUUCCGAGAACCCAUUGAUCUGCAACUGUCACCUGCAGUGGCUGCACAAUCUUUUACGUCAAAAGCCCAUGGAAUCGGAGCAGAGCCAGAUCAUUUGUGAGUUCCCAGAACGCCUUAAUGGAGAAGCCCUACGUGAAGUGAAUCCGGAAUUACUAGGAUGUCAUCAGCGUCACCAAUCCAAAGAUCGUGCCGUUGUUGGAGCAGUCCUGGUAGCUUCUGCAGCUUCCCUAACCAGCUUCAUCUUGGUUAUGUAUCGUCUUCGUCAUCGUCUGGUUGACAUGUUGGGUCCAAACUGGCACAACAAACGCAACGCCCUGAAGGAGGACAAGGAGUUUGAGUUCAGCAAGUGCUUCGAAGAGAUCGAGUACCAUCAACCGAACUUCAACAUCUACAGCUAUCAUCAUUAUCAGCACAGCUUCCCGCAACAACCUCUGCCACCUCUACCGUGUCCCCAGCAGCAAAAUUUCGCCCACCACAUCUACGAAACUCCAAUCCCAGUUUCGGACCUUUGAGCUUCCGGAACCAACCUUCUAGGGACUCUCCGUGGUCCAAGUGAAGCUGAUUAACGGGCACGCAAGGCCGCACGCGUGCUAACCCUCCGAGCACUCUUUCGGGACGUCGAAUUGCAUGCUUGACAACGUCGCAACGCCACCACUCGGUGGCAUCGUUUCUUCUCCACCGCAGGAGAAGCUUCUGCAUGUCAUAGAAGCUGUAGUUUGUGCAUUUGUCGGUAGGAUCAACCCCAAAUUGCCCCCGGAUCAAACCGGGCUGAAACAAAAGUGAAACACGACAAAAAAAAAAAACAGAACAAAUAAAUGAGUUCAUUAAUUUAGUUUAAAAACAA